CAAUCGAAUGAUAACCAGGGACAGUCCAUAAUUGCUUGUGAACGUGAGAACUACUACACGCAGCAUAUAGAACAGAUUUUCUAUCUGUUUAACAAAAAAAAAAUAUAUAUAUCAAGUGGAGGAAGUGUGUUUGAGUGUUUUUUAUUUCUUGUUCAUAAACGAACACUUAAGUGGUGCUAAUAAAGCAAUUAAAAACAUACAAGAACAAUAAAAAAUUUAUAAUAACGGACAAACAUUUGAAUUUGUUUAAACAAAAAACUAAAAGAACUUUUCAAAAAGAGUGUUAGAAAAAAAAACCAAAUUCAAAAUGAAGAAAUUUUUAAAUUUAAUAAUUUUCGUUACAAUUUUCGUAACACUUGCUGGCAGCAAAUAUGUUCCAGAAGAAACUAUUAUAAAUGUUAAGGAUUAUGUGUCGGAAAAACAUGAAAUUAAUGCUGAAAACAAACCAUUACACAGGGAUUUACAGCAAAGUGGCCAUCAAUACCUGCUUAAAUUGAAUAAUAAUGAAGACAAUGAUGAUAAUGAUGAACAUAAUUAUGAUGGCCAACAGAGUUUAUUUAAUGCACAGCAGGCAAAAACAAAUGCACACCAACUACAACCCAUACCAAUGCAACAAAAAUCAUACGAUAUCGAUGAUGACGUCGUGGUUAAAGCAAAAAAUCGCACGAAUAAUGUCUAUGAGAAUUUGGAGGCACAACCAACUGGUUUAGCAGAACAACAACAACAACAUCAUGCACAUAAUAAUGACGUAUUGCUGGCAAAUAAUGCUGAUGACAAUGACGAAUCUUAUGCUACCCUACCGCAUUCUAGACAAAAGCGCCAAUUGUCCGAUUUUUUAAUAGCCCCCAAUACACGCUGGUGUGGUCGUGGCAAUACCGCCAAUGGCACCUAUAAUCAUUUGGGUGGUGCCUCCAUGGCUGAUAAAUGCUGCCGCACUCAUGAUCACUGCAAACUCUAUAUACCCGCCAUGAGUAAUCGCUUCGAUUUGUUCAACUAUCGUCCCUAUACCUUGUCGCACUGUAAUUGUGAUCGCCGUUUUCGCACCUGCCUAAAAAUGGCCAGCGAUGAAGAUGCCAAUACCAUAGGCAAACUGUUUUUCAAUUUGGUACAGACCCAAUGCUUCGUAUUGACCAAAGAAGUUGUGUGCCAGCAGCGUGGCAGUGAUGGUACUUGUCUCAAAGAGCACAUUAAACAAAAAGCUUAUUUAAGGAACAAUAAAAAGUAUUAAACGUAUAAAAAGGAAAAGAAGGAAAGUAAGAAAGAAAGAAAUAUAAUAAAAAAGCGCUUCCAUGAAGUGUCUCAAAAAAACUCUCAAGCACCUUGUAACCUCAUUCUCUUAUACCUCUUUUUAAUAAUAAUUAAUUUUAAAUAAAUAAGUUUCCUGAAUCCAAAAUGUACUUAAACACGUACCCCCUUACAUGUUAAAAUAGAGAAUAUUUGCUCCUAUCAACAAGCAAACAAUCGCCCUUUACCUGUAGUAGGGUAUUGUUUACAUUUACAUUUGUCUAUUAAAUAUGCUGCAGCUAUUUGUCGUCUAAAUUGCAUUAAAUGACGUUUGCCUCUAAUUAAGGCCAAUGUGUAAAUUCUUAUUAAGUUGUCUCUGAAGCUAAUCAAAAUCAACAAUAUGCUGGUGUUAACAAUGUUUUAUUUUUGUUUUACAAAGAAAACCUUAGGUUAACAAUUAAUCAUAUAACAAAUAUUGUAAUUUAAUAUUGGGUAAACAAAUACUAUAAAUAGUUUUUUUUUGUUACAUUAAAUUACAAAAAUAUAAAUUUAUCAAAUAGCAAUGACAAUGAGAGUGUAUUAGUUCUAGUAUUUAACUGAUAAGCCUUAAUUUAAUUUAAAACAAAACAAAACAAAAAAUACUUAUUAAACAUUCUUAAAUAUGUAAUCAUCAUUGAUUUUAAUUAAAUGUUAGGAAAACAACGAAUUUAUUAAAAUUUCAAAUUAUGUACUCAAAACAUAUUGUAGAUUAGUUUAAGUAGACAUUUUUUAAAAAGAGAUUUUUAACAUACAUAUUAUAUUAAAAGUAAAAAAAAAACAUUCUUUAUUAAAUAGUUGUUAUAAAUAGAAUUUUAUUAUACAUAGUUUUAAUAUUAUUAUUAUACAUACAUAUAAAUAAUAGAAAGUAAUAAAAACAAGUAUUUAUUCAAACUUAAAA
This is a messenger RNA of Calliphora vicina (urban bluebottle blowfly), 2161 nucleotides long. It is a transcript of the gene GIIIspla2, whose product is annotated as Phospholipase A2 group III. NCBI's taxonomy places the organism in Eukaryota, Metazoa, Arthropoda, Insecta, Diptera, Calliphoridae. The record is from RefSeq and is a predicted model, not a curated record. The coding region runs from base 308 to 1228 and encodes 306 amino acids. The transcript has 2 exons. Gene Ontology annotation, biological process: phospholipid metabolic process; arachidonate secretion.